AUGGACGGUACAUUCAGCUACGUCAAGGUUCAUAUCAAACCUCAACUGGGAAUCAGAAACUUUGACCGUGAAGCCGCCAAGCAGGUCGCGGGUGAAAACCCUGACUAUCUAGUUGAUGACCUCUAUCAGGCAAUCGCUAAAGGAGAUUACCCGAAGUGGAACGUCUACGUUCAAGUGAUGUCUCCCAAACAGGCCGAGGGAUACAAAUGGAAUAUAUUUGACAUGACUAAAGUCUGGCCUCACAAGGAUGUCCCCCUAAGGCAGAUCGGCGUCUUAACUCUGAACAAGAAUCCCGACAAUUAUUUCACAGAUAUUGAGCAGGCUGCAUUCUCGCCAUCGACAAUUGUCCCUGGAUGGGCACCUUCUGCAGAUCCGAUGCUACAAGCUCGCAUGUUUGCCUAUCCAGACGCUGCACGCUAUCGCCUCGGGACGAACUAUCAGAUGCUUCCUACGAACCAUGCCAAGUCGCCUGUCCACUGCCCAUAUCAACGGGAUGGGUUUAUGAACUUCACCGACAAUUACAACGACCAACCAAAUUACGUGGGAUCCCAGCUCGAGCCUAUGACUUUCAAAGCCGGUGGAGCGCCUUGCAGCAGACUUUCAACCUUGACCGAACACGAGAAGUGGACUGGUGAGGUUCUGAGCUAUACCAGCAGUGUGACUGCCCUAGACUUUGAGCAGGCGACUGCUCUGUGGAAGGUCAUAGGACGGGAACAUGGCCAUCAAGAAAGAUUCAUUUCCAACGUGGCUUCCAGUAUAUCUGGGGUUACAGACAGGCGUCUCAGAUCUGCGGUGUACCAACUGUUCGCGCAUGUUGACAAGGAUCUUGGGGCUCGUAUUCAGGAGGCCACGAAACUGGAUAAUUAG
This is a messenger RNA of Thyridium curvatum, 867 nucleotides long. RefSeq lists its product as uncharacterized. The record is from RefSeq and is a predicted model, not a curated record. Gene Ontology annotation, cellular component: peroxisome; mitochondrion; cytoplasm. Lineage: Eukaryota; Fungi; Ascomycota; Sordariomycetes; Thyridiales; Thyridiaceae. The transcript has 5 exons. Gene Ontology annotation, biological process: hydrogen peroxide catabolic process; response to hydrogen peroxide. Bases 1 to 867 code for a protein of 288 amino acids. Gene Ontology annotation, molecular function: heme binding; catalase activity.